AUGAUAAAGCUUUGGAAUGAUUUUUAUGAUCCGAGGUUGAGUAAAACCAAGAUCAUAAAUAAUGCACUAGAAGAUAUUGCUCCUGAUCAAUGGGCUUUAUUCGUAGAAUAUCGUUUGAAGCCUGAAACUCAGAAUCUUUGUAAGAGGAAUCAAGAAAUUCGGCAAAAACAAAUAAUUUCUCAUACUUCAGGUGCUAAAUCAAUUACAAGAAGAAGGGCUGAAUUGACGGAAGAUAUGGGAAAAGAAGUUAGUAGGGUUCAAAUGUGGGACAUCACUCACAAGAAAAUAGAUGGAAGUUAUGUUAAUGAAAAUGCUAAAAAAAAUAGCGGUAAGACUAAAGUGCAAUAAGUAACUUGUUUGUAU
This is a messenger RNA of Arachis ipaensis, 363 nucleotides long. NCBI's taxonomy places the organism in Eukaryota, Viridiplantae, Streptophyta, Magnoliopsida, Fabales, Fabaceae. The record is from RefSeq and is a predicted model, not a curated record.